Messenger RNA from Naegleria fowleri, 507 nucleotides. RefSeq lists its product as uncharacterized. The transcript has a single exon. Bases 1 to 507 code for a protein of 168 amino acids. The record is from RefSeq and is a predicted model, not a curated record. NCBI's taxonomy places the organism in Eukaryota, Heterolobosea, Eutetramitea, Acrasida, Naegleriidae.
AUGGAUCCAACUCCUUCCUUCCAAGAACCUCCUCCACCUCACACCUACUACACUAACCCACCUCAACAACCUCCUCAGCAACAACCCUAUUUGUCUCAACAACCUCCUCCUCGGCAGCAUCAUCACUAUCAUGCCCAACCCACUACGGUUCCAUAUAUUGGAGCAGCCUCCAGUGCUUCCACACCGCUCACCACGAAAACCUAUGAAGACGAUGAUUACUAUGAGAGCAAACAAAUCAAUAAGGCUCGGAAUGCCUUUGCUGCUGCCUUUGCUACGAGUUUGUUCUUAUUCUUCUUUUGUACUCCCUUUGCAAGUUGUAUUCCGUACUUGUUUGUGUUCAAAUAUAGGACUAAUGUGGUUCCAGAAGCGAGAAGAUUUGGAGAAUUGGCUCGUUCCUUCUUUUGGGGUCUCUUUGGAUUUAAUGUGUUGAUUAUUGUAUGUGCUUCAUUAGCUGGAAUUAUUGUGGCCAUUCAGCAACAGGUGGCCCAUGAUCGUCGCCAUCAUUAA